AUGUGGCAUCGGUACAUAAUUGUUACUGUCGUGAUUUUCGCUUUGGUUUCAACAGCUCUUGGAGCCUGUAAAAUUCCAAAUGAGAGUCAUGCUAUAGACUUGGCGUUUGGGACCUUGAACGAAGGGAACGUCUCAAACAGUUCUUGUGACCAUUGGAAGCUGUCGCAGUCCGUCGUAGGCGAAGACGACACGUGCUCCUCCUUCUCAGGGUACGGUAGAUCACGAAAUAAUACUUACCUCCUUUUUGAAUUUUGGCGGAAUGUACCGGAAGCGAAGUACCCGCGGUCUUCCCGGCUGGUGGUCUUCAUGGUGGUUCGCGGCAGUCAGCCCACCGCAACGUUCGACAACGGUGUGUAUUCUUACGAUCCCCCCCUCGCUGACGAGCCCCAGCUGGGCGACAGUGGCACUCUGGUUGACAGCGCCGUGAUGUACAGCGAGAGGUCAUACCAGCGUAUUGUGGUGCCGCUAGGCGCCCAGUCCACCAACGGGGCGGACUGGUAUGUGACGGUGGCCAAUCUGGUUGAUCCUCAGCCUGUGCAGUACAAGUUCCGAGUGCAUGCAUUGACUGUACCGUGCUCGGGCUGUUCGCCGCGCCAUGCACCUGAUGUGGAUCGUCCCCUUCUCAAUACAAUCUGCUACUGCCAACGUGACUGGGGCGACUACAACUGUCAGAUACGCGCCCCGCAGCUCUCCAACGGCGAUGUCGUUUCCGCGCUCUUGUCCCCCGGCCAAUGGUCGUACUGGCAGCUGAGUGUGCCGCUGCCGGCAAACUGGGCGGAAACCCGCGGCCUCUACCCGGCGUUGCUGGUGGAGCUGAGCCGCUCGGGCGGCGACCGCUUCCCGCCUGGCCCGGCUGUCGGGCCGUACGGCGGCAACCCGGUCUUGAUGGUCAUGCCCAAGAAGGCCGAUGAAGGCAACCGAGUGCCGUACGAUAGAGACGGGUUUGCAGAUUGGUCGUCGUUUGUCCUACAGCAGAAUUUCCAUUACGUACUGGAUCGACACUUGGCUGAGCAUCUUUGGGAUGACAUACAUACUUGCCGACAUCCUUUCCGGCGGUGCAGCGACCCCUACGACCCCGCAGCGAAAAGUACGGCAUUGGGCUCGCCGGGCAAAACAAUACCGGCCACGAAUGAAUUUCUGUGCACCUGCAACAAAGGGUACGGCGGCCCCAUGUGCGAGGGCACCAUUAAGAACCUGACCCUGUCUACCUGGGGAGAUUCUGGCAGCGGCUAUCUAGAACCCGGGCAAUGGACCUUCUUUGCGUUUUACGUGGACCCCGGCCGUUUCGACAACUCCUCGGACGAUGCAAUUAUACAAUGGGUGGUGCGCAAUGUGAAUGGCAGCGGCGCUAACGAGCCACUGCCCUACCGCAAUGCGCUUUUGACGGUGAACAAGAUGGCGUUUCCACGGCUGCCUCAGAGUUUGAACGGCUUGGGGGAUCUGCUGUCGCGGGGAUGGCUGGUCCGGUACGACAUGUUGUUCUUGGAGGGCGGCCAGUGGAAGCCGAUCAGGGUAGUUGGGAGCCUUCUGGAACCCGGUUACUCGUACGUGCUGGGUAUGUACAACAGUGACUAUUCACUUCAGGCCCCCUACAACUACACCAUCAGUAUGUACGUCCCCACGCAAAGCCGCACCUGGUUGCACCCGUACAUGUCGGUAGUGCUGGGCGUCUCUGCCUCCAUCAUCCUCUGCCUCAUCAUGACGCUGUGUCGCCGGGUGUUGCAGCGGUACGGCUGGGGGCCCUUUAGGCCGCGAGGCAGCAUGUUGGACGGCGGAGGCCCGGACGGCGGGGGCAACUUGUCGCGGGUGCAGGCGGGCCAGUUGCACAGAGGUGUACCUGCCGAAAUCAUAGACGGCUUCCACUCGUACAAAUACCGGGCGACAAGCGCGGAGAAGGCGCAGCUCGCAAAGAGCAGACCUGAACCUGAACCUCAACCAGCUCAACCAUCACGACAGCCAUCGCAAGCGGCACUGCAAGCUCAACUGAUUGCACCCGGCAAUGGCGAUGCUCGACUGGAGUCGUCUCGAGGAGAGGCAGCUGGGCAGGGCGCUGUGGAGCUGGUACGAAUCGGUGCACCGCCGGCGGUUGCGGGAGGAGGGGGAUUAGGAAAGCCGGUGGCGACCACAUCGGCAGAGGCAGCGGCAGAGAUGGCACCAGCAAGUGGGAGCAACGAUGGCUCCAAACGCACGUCACUUGCCCCAUUUGCCGAGUGUCUCUCCUACCCGAACAACGUGGACCGGAGGAAAACCGACCAGGAAGUCAGGGCGACCCGGGAAGGCAGCAGUCUCAGCUACGGGUGCACAGGCAGCAGCAGCGGCCGCAGUCGCUGCAGCUGCCGCCGCCUGUGCAGGCAACGGUGUCCCCCCCAGCGGAUUCCAGGACGGAUGCCAUCACUGCUGUUAGCAGCACAGCUGCUUGCACGUGGCCCUUCGGCUACAUUGGACUCACCGUUGUACCACUCGCGAAGCGGCCGUGGCAAUGGCGGAGCCGCCUCCGCCGCCAUCGCUUCCGCCGCCCCUCCCGAGGCCCUCCUACCCACUGUGGCGGUCGGCUCGCCCCCGCUAUCACCGUCGUCUUGCCGCCUGGCGGCGGGCCGGCAGUCGCCAGUGUCGCCCGCAGGGGGGUUGCUGACACGGGCGCCAGGGCCCGAUGCAGCCGAAGCGGCCAAACCAGGUGUCAUCGCCGACACAGACCAUAUUGCCACCGGUGUUGUCGCUGACUAUGACGACCAAGGAAAGCUUGUCUCACUGGACAUACGCACGGCUUCGAAGCGGACACCAUGCCACGUCUUCAACUCUGGAGCAGAGGUGGAUGGCAAGCAGCCACUGGCCGUCAACUGGCAUCACAACACCGAGCAUGAACGACUUGUGGUGCGCCUUAGCUUGCGGGAUCGCUACGCUGUUAAUGCUGCAUUUUAUCGCUAG
Molecule: messenger RNA, 2925 nt
Organism: Volvox carteri f. nagariensis
Lineage: Eukaryota; Viridiplantae; Chlorophyta; Chlorophyceae; Chlamydomonadales; Volvocaceae
Exons: 18
Coding region: 1-2925 (974 amino acids)
Source: RefSeq, a predicted model, not a curated record